Messenger RNA from Drosophila subpulchrella, 2535 nucleotides. It is a transcript of the gene Dnaaf3, whose product is annotated as dynein assembly factor 3, axonemal homolog. Gene Ontology annotation, biological process: motile cilium assembly; axonemal dynein complex assembly. Lineage: Eukaryota; Metazoa; Arthropoda; Insecta; Diptera; Drosophilidae. The transcript is spliced from 2 exons. The record is from RefSeq and is a predicted model, not a curated record. Bases 886 to 2505 code for a protein of 539 amino acids.
UUUUCUCUUCAGUGUACUCUUUAAAGCUUUCCCUUAGACAGAUAUAGCUGGUUUUUAUCUGCCAUCAUCGCCAAAUCACGCAUACGCAGCGUAAACGAGAGAAACGGAGAAGCAUUUGAAAGGCAUUCCGAACAGACGAGAAACUUUAUGGCGAAGGCUAAACCAUGUAUUAAGAACUUUUUGACAUUGUCAUGUGAAAGUUACCAAGAGAAAGUAAGACACGAAAAACCAAAUUGAGGAUGAAUAAAAAACUAGCACAGAGCCACUUGCUGCGGGCUUUAAAUCCAUUCGACCAACAAUGAAUUUUCCGCAAGCAAACAUUAUAAAAGCCCGUCCUUUGUCGCUUUGGAUUUAGUUCGCGUUUAGCGAGGAAAAAAAGAGAAACCGGAAAACUACCGACAUACCACUUUCUAUUUGCAACCCCUUCUAAGACAUUACACUUCUUUAAGAAAAUGUACAAUUAUGAAUCCAAGAGCAAUCCCCGACAGACUUGCCGCUGCUCGCCUUGCCAAUCAGCUGAAAGCAAACAGCCAAGUCUGAAUAAUGCAUUAUGCGCCACAUCCCCUCCACUUCGCCCCCUCCACGGGGUAGUUUAUAGCAGCACAUCCCUACAGGACGAGCCAUUUGUCCGGCAGCCGCUGCAAGCCACUGAUAUCGAAAAGCAAUUUCCGUUAUGAUUGCCACAGCUCCCUAAUCCCCGCAACGGAUGCACGCAAAUGAGGAGCCGAGGCAGGAGCAAGACGUUGCCGGGACAACGGCGACAACAAGUAGUCCUGGCAACUGCCAUCAAUCAAAUGGCAGCAGUAAUAGAGCACAGACUAGGGGAGCACAACCAAACAAGUCCCAACGGAUCCGAGCUAAAAAUAAAAAUUAAAACCAAAGAAGAUGUUGUGGGGACUGAGUUCGGCGUUGGAUUUGUACGAGGAGUACCUGAAGGCCUUCAAGAUCAACGAUGAUCCGCUGCCGGUGGAUGGAGAUUCGCGCGAGGAAGCAGAAGGUGCUGGUGGAGAUGGUCCCCAGAACUCCUUAAACAUUCUCAUCUGCGGCGGAGCUGAUCCGCGUCAUGUGAUCAAGACCCUGGCCAAGAGGUACACCCAUCGCAUUCGCCCCAAACUCAGAAUAUACGUGCUGGAUGGUUGCGCCGAGAUUGCAGCCAGGAACAUGUUGCUCCUGGGCAUAGCCCUUGAGGACCCAGAGUCCUUUAGCCUGGUGUGCAAAGUGCAUUUGUUUAUGGAUCUCUAUGGGAAUGCGGUGAUCCGUCCCAGCUCACACCACUACAUGGCCGCCAAGGGGCGCACCCUGCUCCAAAUGGUCACCGAUGAGGAAAAAAUGCAGCGUCUGGCUCCCAUGCUGGAUAUAGAAGGCCUAAAGUACAAAGAGCGUGACGGGUUGGAAAUGGCCUUCAGUUUCUGGCAGCCGCAUCCAUGGAAUGUCUUCGAGGUGACCAAAUACUGGGAACAGCGGUCGAGGACUCUUCUGGGCACCCGAUACGAUCACCGCAACGGGGCCUUCGACUGGGAUUUGAGCAUGACCCUAAAGGAUCGUGGAGGACAACAGAUUUGCUCGCAGGAGUACCGGUACUGGCGAGAGUCAGGUGUGGCUUUUGUUUUUCCCGAGUAUGAGCAAUGUAAGCCCAACAAGACGCUGGCAGCUGGCUUGGUCCGAAAUGGACGCACCUUCCUUCAUCGUGGCUACGUGGGCGAUAUCCAAACAGGACCCUUCUGUGGCUUUGGGCUGCGCACCUCCGAGGAGCGAAUGCAUCACUCGGUGCAUGGGGACAAUGAUUAUCGUGCUACGGACAUAACCGAACGCAAUCUCCUGGAACUCUUCCAUGAGCUGCAGACCCAGACCGCAUACGAGCAUGAUCCUACGCGCUCCCGAAGGUAUGGUUCCGUCCAGCUGCUGAUGACGCCGUUGCUCAAUCACCAGGAAGUGGAUGCAGCAGGGCAGGCAUCCUACGACAAACCCUGGAUCCCGGUGCCCGGGGUAACCGUGCACUACGUGUCGCCUUUGGAGAUGGUCCAGCUGCAGCAGGGCGCAGAUCGCUGGAACAACAUGUUCGACGUCGCUUUUAUGGCCUAUAAUUAUUACUCUUUCCUGAGCAAGGACUUCUUCAAGGCUCUGCGCACGCCGGCUCUUUUCAUCCUAGAAACCAAGCUUAUGACCGUGGAGCGCAAAGAUCAUGUGCAGGAGUUCGAAACCAAGGCCAAGGAACUGAUAAAGCAGGCCGGCCUCACGGCGGCCAUCAACUAUCAGGCCAUCAAUGUGAAAAAUAUGUGGCUCAAGUACAAGAAGACUGAUAAAGAUGAACCAGAAGAUGAGGUGGACGCUGAGCCGGAAAGUGUUCCAAUAGUUGAUGGCGAUGCGGAUGGUCUUUCUGAAGAGUAUUCCGGUCUAGUAAUUGAAGAGAUUCCGUCAGGGAAUCAGACUGUUGCUGCGAUUAAAAAGGAAGUAGAGGCAGAAGGUCCGCUCGAGCCAAAGAACACUUUCCACAGUCUGAACUAAAAUAAAUGUACAAUUUAAUGAAUACAACAA